Molecule: messenger RNA, 2495 nt
Organism: Struthio camelus australis
Lineage: Eukaryota; Metazoa; Chordata; Aves; Struthioniformes; Struthionidae
Gene: NKX2-1
Product: NK2 homeobox 1
Biological process (GO): cell differentiation; regulation of transcription by RNA polymerase II
Cellular component (GO): nucleus
Molecular function (GO): DNA-binding transcription factor activity, RNA polymerase II-specific; RNA polymerase II cis-regulatory region sequence-specific DNA binding
Source: RefSeq, a predicted model, not a curated record
GGCAAAACGCAUCUCAUCUUCCCUGCUCUCCUCCUUAGCAUUUCCUUUUAACUCGAGCGUUUUACUAAGCAGCAUCACCAGCCGCCGAAUCAUGUCGAUGAGCCCAAAGCAUACGACUCCUUUCUCAGUGUCUGACAUCUUGAGUCCUUUGGAGGAAAGCUACAAGAAAGUGGGCAUGGAGGGCAGUAACUUGGGGGCUCCCUUGUCAGCCUACAGACAGUCUCAGGUUUCUCAGCCGGCCAUGCAGCAGCACCCCAUGGGCCACAACGGAACAGUGACUGCCGCCUACCAUAUGACAGCGGCAGGGGUCCCCCAGCUCUCCCAUGCUACGAUGGGGGGCUACUGCAAUGGGAACCUGGGCAACAUGAGUGAGCUCCCGCCUUACCAGGACACCAUGAGGAACAGCGCUUCGGCGACAGGAUGGUACGGCACCAACCCGGACCCCCGCUUCUCCUCAAUCUCUCGCUUCAUGGCGCCGUCCUCGGGCAUGAACAUGGGCGGCAUGGGCAGCCUCGGCUCCCUGGGCGACGUGAGCAAGAGCAUGGCCCCGCUCCAGAGCACGCCGCGGAGGAAACGGAGGGUCCUUUUUUCCCAGGCCCAGGUUUACGAGCUGGAGAGACGUUUCAAGCAGCAGAAAUACCUCUCCGCCCCUGAGAGGGAACAUUUAGCCAGCAUGAUACACCUCACCCCGACUCAGGUCAAAAUCUGGUUCCAGAACCACCGCUACAAGAUGAAACGCCAGGCCAAAGACAAGGCUGCGCAGCAGCAGAUGCAACAGGAGAACGGCUCUUGCCAGCAGCAGCAGUCUCCCAGAAGGGUGGCAGUGCCAGUGCUUGUGAAGGAUGGCAAGCCCUGCCAAGCAGGCUCCAACACACCCACAGCCGCGAUCCAGAGCCAUCAGCAGCAGGCAGCUACAACAAUCACGGUGGCUACCAAUGGCAACAGCCUCGGACAGCAUCAGAGCCACCAGACAAACAGUGCGGGGCAGUCUCCAGACAUGGGACAGCACUCAGCCAGCCCUUCCUCUCUGCAGAGCCAAGUCUCCAGUUUGUCUCACCUAAACUCUUCUACUUCUGACUAUGGCACUGCCAUGUCUUGCUCCACCUUGCUAUACGGUAGGACCUGGUGAAAGGAUUAAACAAAGCAAAACAAAAAAAGGAAAAAAAAGAAAAAAAAAACAGAUUUCCCCAGUCACACAAAUGUCUGCCCUGUCCAAACUACUGGGUGAUUUUCUUUUCUUUUCUUUUUUUUCUUUCAUUCUUUUUUAACGCUUAUUUUUUUUGGUUUAACUGAAUGGUUCUCUGAGUACCCCUCAGAGAGAGAGAGAGAGGGGGAGUGACUUUUUGUUUGGUUUUAUUGCUACAGUUGAUGGUUUUGGGUAUUUUUUUCCCCCCAAGGUUGUUAAAUGGGGUGUUAAAAAAAUUCUGACUAAUAACCAUGGAGCAAUCUGCAGAAAGGGGACCAUCGUUAGGCGUGGUCUGAAGGCUUGGAUUUCAGAUGUACACUUUGCCAGCGUCUAGGACUUGCAUGUAAAUAUAGAGAUUUUGGGGGAUGGGGUGGUUUUCCCCAAAAAAGCAUUCGCGUCACCCAGACACAAGAAGCAGCUUUCCCCCCUCCCCCCGGUCUCCUCUCCCAGCCCCGCCGCCAGGGCCAGCGGAUGGAGAUGUGGAGUCAUCAAAGGCUUGGCUUUUAUUUUCCUCCUUACGUUUGAUGUGAACCUGUAGCUGUAUAAUGCUGUCAAAAGUUGGACUAAACCCAUAGUUUUUAGUAACCUGUAUAUUUUGUUGUAAAAUGAAAAAAAAAAUACAAUCAACCAAACCAACCCCCACCUUUUUUAUGGACACUGAUCGCCCCGUCGUAAAUCCUCUGGCAGUUUGUUAUUUGCGCACGCCGCCUUUUCCUGUUGUAACUUAUGUAGAUAUUUGGCUUAAAUAUAGUUCCUAAGAAGCUUCUAAUAAAUUAUACACAUUACGAAUAUUCUUUUUUAUUUCCCUUUGGUCCCCUCCCCGGUCCCGCCCUUGCCCUAAUUUCUUUUUUUGCUUGAUGGAGAAACAAACCGGGAUGCUACCAAAUCCUGAACCCCUGCCCCUCCGAGGGCCCGGACUCUGUUCCCAGAGGGGGACUGCGCCAGGGAGUUAAUGGGAAACAGGAUCAGUACCCAGCAUGGAAAAAUUACAAGCAAACGUGUGGGGCUGAUAAACUCGAGAGUGAAGAAAUCGAGUCCAAAUUGAUUAGCCCGGUUGGGGGGAGGCGGGGGAAAGCAUCUCGGAUACUUAUUGCUAGAGAAAGCAAAGUAUUCCGGGAGCAGAAAUUUAAAUGCCAAAGGCACGGAGGAGAAGGUAAAAGUCUAAUGCCACUAGAAACAAACUAACGAAGAACCUACUGACAGUAUAGAAUAUGCGGCCGUUUUAAAGAGCGUCCAGUUUUAAUAACUUGUAAAAAAAAGAGAAUCAUUUCUACCAGGUUUUCCUAUGUACUUGUAUUUUAAGGAAAGU